AUGAGCAGUGCUUCGCCGCCUCUACCGCAGCGCGGCGACGCUGUGCAAGUGCAGCUCGUGAACGCAGACGGCAGCACCAUUGCACAGCGUCCCAUCCAUAUUGAGGAGCUGUUGCAGCAGAAGGAUCACACCGUGGAUAUCGGCGCUGGAAUUGCCCUGCGCCUCGAGGCGCUGAAUGCCGAACAGGACUACAGCGACGAUAACGACACCAGCGCACCCGAUGACUCUGCUGACGACGAAGAGGAGACCAAAGGCUCUGCCGAGGGCGCCGGAGCUCGAGACGAGUCCGCCGCCGCUGCUGCCCCACCUCCCGGCACGCAGGCCACCAUGGACUGGUACGACGUGCUGGACGCGCUACGCCGCGAGCAGCUCGAUGUCAAGCGCAACGCGGCUGAGGUGGAGGACACCAUGAGAAAGUCGGGUGAGGGCGAAGGCCGCCUUGUCACGCGACAUUUCAAUGAGUCGCGCAGUGCGGCCACGCCGCUGAAAUGGUUUUCCAAGGCAACGGGCCUCGAGGGCAAGGCCGUCGCCGCAGAUGAUGCCGCCAGGAGCUUGCCGCCGCCAGGCGCGUCUCGGCGUGAGGUGUGGGCCUCUCUAGCACCGGCGAAGAAUAACACGCAUCCGCCCAACUACAAGGUUCUCCGCUACGUCUCUUAUAUGCCGGUGCUAGAAUACCGGCGUUUUCGCCCCACCGCCCUUGCCUUUCACGCAGCGGCGUCGUACUUGAGCCGAAAAGAUUUCGGCCAACGCCUGCUCGUCUACGGCGGCGUUUCCUUUGGCGCCCGCACCGUGGAGCAGGAGCUGUACGAAUUUUCUAUACUGACGGGCAACUGGCGCCGCGUCGAGGGACGACAGCUCGUCCCGGCCGGUCACUACGGUCACACAAUGACAGUGGUCGAGUCGUUUGACCGCCUCGUGGUGGUAGGCGGCAUCGGGCCCGGCGGUGCGGCGGUUUCAAAGGAGAAGAGGCAGGCGUGGGUCACCGAUCCGCUGCGCGCGCCGCGGUAUCGAUGCUUGUGCCCACUCCUGCAUUGUCGUGCCGGGCAAGCGGCAACUGCGUUGGCGCGCGCGGACAGGACUGCUGCGCCGCUGCCCCUCUCUGUUUCGCAUGUCUCGGUCGGCUUUGUAUCGCUGCUCUUCGACAUGAACCUGAGUGAUCAGACCUGGCGUGCCAUCCAACCCGCCACGCAGUUUCCGCUGGUGUAUCAUACCACCGUGCACUUUGGCAAGGAGCUUUUUGUCUUUGGUGGGUUGACAGAUGAUCUGCGCGUGUCGGGGCAGCUGCUUGCCAUCAACUCCGCCACGUACGCGGUUCGCCGCAUCAAAACUAGCGCUGGCUCGUCCAGUCGAUUCCGACAGGGGGUGGCACCGGAUGAUGAGGCGGGGGAGAUGCACAGUGGCAGCGACCUGGACGAGGGCGAGGCUGCGGGGCCGGGGCCACGCUUUCUGCACACGGCAGUACGCUACGGCCCGUACAUGAUUGUCUACGGCGGCUACGACGCGCAGAAUGAGGUGCUUGGUGACUGCUGGGCGUUUGAUAUGGCGAAUGAGCGCUGGGAGCAGCUGCGGUGUCGCGGCGAGGCGGCCGGCCGCGCAGGACACGAUUGCUGUGUCGUUGGCUGCCGCAUGCUCGUCACAGGCGGCUUUGAGUCGUCGCUCGAUGAAGCCGGCAAGGCAGCGUCGCCAGUGACGACAGUGAUGGAGCUGAACCUUGUGCCGACAGUGCACGGGGAGCACAUAUGGCGUGCUGAAGUCCGCGCCCACCCGCCCUUGCCGCCGCUCGCCUUCACGCGGUGCGCACCGUGCGGCGACGACCAUUCGUUCCUUCUCUUUGGCGGGCUGACGAAGCGGGCGCGACACCCCAGUCAGUCCCGGUCGGUCGGCAAGCGCUUCGCCUCCGCGAAACGCCAUGCGGCGGCCUCCGCUGCGGAAGAGAGCGGCGCGGAUGAUGCGGUGGACAGCGACGUGGACGUGGACAGCCGCCCCGCCUCCCACAAGGUGUCAGAGCGCGGGGCAUCGUUGGCGGCGCGCCACGGACUUUGGAAGAGGCUUGCACCGUUCGACGACGGUCUUGUUUUGACUUUCCCAGAAAAGCGGCGGCGCAGCAAGGGGGCCAAGGACGAGCCGGUGGUGAACGCGCGCGGCAUCGAGGUCGCCGCUGACGAACUGCCGGAGCACCUCAAGGCCUUUGUGCGCCGGCAGGAGGACUUUGUGAGGAAAAAGGACGCCGCUGCUGCAGAGACGAUUCGCAAGACAACUCUAGAGGAGCAAGAGGAAAUGGAGCCGGCGCUGUACCUCACGGAUGCCGAGAUCGAGUUGCUCUUGCACCGGAGCGAGGAGUGCUGCGUUGCGUUUGCGGAGCGCUACAAGAUGAACACGCUGCCAAGCAAUGUGCCGGACCGCGAAGAGCGCGUGCAUCUGAUUGAGGAGUGCAUUUCCAAGAGUCGCCAGAUUCGGGAUGUGAUGCGCUCUAUGAAGGGUUCGGCGCCUGGCGUCACCGCCGUCAAGUCGAAGACGCACCGCAAGCGUGCUGGGCAGAAGUUCGAGGACUACUCUGCCGCAAAACCCUUCCGCCGCGUUGUCGUGAUGCACCUGCUGGAGAGCAUCAAGCAACACCUGUCACGCAUGCAUCGACUCAACAAGGCGCUGUUGACGGUGGACUGGCCUGAAAAAGAGGGGUUCCUCGAGGCCGUGGACGACAUGCAGAACUCCGUCCACGCUGUGUCGCGCGCCAUCAAUGGCGUCCUCAACAAAUACAUCCAGCACCGAGUGGAGUCCCUCAUGAAGGGAGUGGACAAGCACAAGGAGGUGAUGCGGCUGCUUACGCAGGUGGUGGAGAAGAACCUGCACGACAAGAUAUGGGGCAUCGAGGCAGCGCGAGAUGAGAAGCGACAAAAGCACCAGCGCGCCCGUGCUGCCGUGGCGGCUCCUGGGCAGCCGGCGGCUGCGGCGCGUAGUGGAAGCUCAUCUCCGGCCGCGAGACGAGGUCGCUCCGCCCGCAGCCGCUCGCUUGGCGGCGGCUACCACGCUGAUGAGAGUAAAGCUGUGGUAUGCAUGAUGGACAGGGAAUGGCACGGCCUGCUGAACCGCGCCCGCAUGGUGGAGAAGUGCGCCGGCCAUCUGCGCCGCUACUGCGAGGAAGGCGCGGCGACCAGCGACACAGCGCCGCUGUCAGCUCUGCCGCCACCACCAGCACCGCCGCCGCCGCGACCAUCCGUCGAGGGACCCCUUUCGUUGCCUCUUGCGCCGCAGCAGGCACCUUCGUUGAUGAUGCAAGUCCAGCCCUCUCUGCAGGCGCCUACGCUGGCGCCAGGUGGCUUGAUGGCGCCACCGGUUCUCCUGCCCGCCAGCGUGCCGCUUGCGGGCUUGCUGACGAGUGAAGCUCCAGAGGUUCCUCCUGUGGCAGCCCCCGCGUCGACUGCGGGUGAGGCUGGUGCGGCUCGACCGCGCGAGAUCAUGAUUCAGCGCUCGAACGAACUUCGAAUGACGACGGCGACGGUAGCGGAGGAGGUGCGCAAAGCAGCUCUGGACUUUCACGCAGCGCUUGCCCAGGCGGCUGCAGCGUUGCCAUCGGCGAGUUCCGCACAUGCAUCGUCGGCGACGACGACGGUGAGCCACCCCACAGCCGCACCACCGCGGACGACAGUAGGUGCCGAUAUCGUCGCCCCCACCACUCCGACUCCACAACUGCCGGUCCCUGCCGUUAUGUCGUCGCACACGACAACAGCGGCGGCGAUCCCUGGACCCACGCUGGCUUUCCAAUCAUCUCCAUCGGGCGCCAGCUCCUCUUCGUCGUCGGGAUCGUCGCGGUCGUCGUCGUCUUCGGGGUCGUCGGGUCCGGCAGCCGCCACCGUGAUGCGCGGUCCGUCGUUGCAGCUGCCGCCAGGAGGCUCCUUACCAUUCGCCACGGCGGCGCCGCCGGAGUCGACGGGGUUCGUGCGACUGCAGCAGCCAGUGACGGCGUCCGUGGGGCUGAGCACAGAGGCGCCGCUUGCGAAUGUGCAGCAGCCCCAACUCAUUCUGGCAGCAACGUCUUCGCACGAUGCCGCACCCGGCGCUUCCCGUGGUAGCCGCAAUCCAAAGACAACCUCUGCUGCGCCGGCGCAAGCUUCCACAGUUCAGGGACAUGCGGUAUCCCUGAGCGUGCUGCGCCCCAUUCUCGCAGCGAAGGAGUCCCUCCAGCAGCUCCAAGACAAGGUGACUCUGAUACGCCUGAACGAGUGGGACGUCAGCGACCUCGCCGGCGCGCCGCAGGACGUGAAGGUGGAAAAGCUCUACAGGCGUCUCAGCAAACUGCUGACCGGAGUGGCGCAGUGUGUCACGGCCACCUUCCUGGCCAAGGCUGGCGCGAGGCCGCCUCGUCUCCGCCCCACUUCCGUCUCUGUAGGGCCUCCGCCGCAGCGUCCAAGGAGCAAGAAGUCGACGGGCGAGGCAAGGACCAGCGGCGCAGCCACAAAGCGGGCCUCGCAGUCGAAGUCGCUCACCUCGGUGGCGGAGGCGCGCGCGAUCUCUGCGUCCGCGGUCUUUUCGCAGACGUUGUUCUCCGGCGCGGGAGGCGACAAAGGAGAUCCUUCUCGCGAGGGCCGCGGCGCGGCAGUGGGGGCGCUGCCCGGCGCCGCCGACGGCAACGUGGGAGACACCCUGAGGCUGAUGCCGCUUCCUCCGCCCGUCCAUAACCAGGUCGAUGACGCUGAUGACGGAUGGCUGUCGAAGCGCUCUCGCCCCACCUAUGGCGAGGCAGCUGGUGUACCUCUGGUUUCACAUGAGGCGCUCCUGAGGGAUGUCCGGCCAGCGGUGGUACCUACCGCUGCCGCAUUCACCAGUGCAGCCGGCCCAUCCGCCGUGGAGGUGCACGCGGUGUACCCGGACGCACGCACGGUGCCGAAUGCCAGUGCCACUAGCCUUUUGUGCGGCAGCGUGGCCCCACCGGCCAUAGCGGCGGGUCCGUGGGCACCCGCGGUGAGCUCAGUGCAGAGAAGCGGAACGGCGCCUGUUGUGGCGCUGAGUGUCGUGCCAAAGGUUGUAAUGCCGGCAGGAGCGAAUGACGUGAGCACCGACGAGGCUGGGGCGGCCUACAUGACACAAUCGCCACGGCGGCGCCGGCGUUCCACGAUUGCAGAUCUCACGCAGCUGCGUCACCUUUCCCAGAACCGGCUGCAUGACGGCAGUUUCGGUGAUGGAACAGCCAGCAGCGGCGACGGCAUAGACCCUGUGACCCGCGAGCCGGUCACAAAUAUCACGAGGGGCAACUUUGUCGUAAACGCGGACUACCUUUCUCGUGUGGCGCCGCAUGCGUUGCUGGCGGCGACCACUGCCGAGAUAGAGCUGCAGGGGGGCGCCGGGGGCAUGCAGCAGGCGUGGUCGGACAUCGAUGAGGACUAUUUCUACUUUGGUCGGCCUGUAGGGAAGCGCGCGACGGCUGCCGAAACGGUGGUGUCUGGCCCUCCCUACAUCUCUAACCGUCCGCGUGGUGGCGUGGGCGUGUCGCCGCCCGUGGGAACGGUGAUGGGAUCGCCGCGUGUGAAUGCGGAGUUAGCGGCUUCGCCAAUUCGCGGCAUCCCCGGCGUCAUUCCUGCGUCGACGGCACUGCGCACGCGCUCCUCUACGGCGCGGGGCAGCAGCAGCGGUCGUCGGGUGUCGGAUCACUACCUGUCAUCGACAGCGUCGCAGUUGCUGAAGUUGCACACAGCGCGACCAGUCGUGCUCAAAAGCGGCUCGAAGCACAGCUUCUUCACCCCUGGGGAGCUGCAUCUGAUGCAAGCCCGCGAGCGGCUGCGGUCAAAGUCGUCCAUGUGA
Molecule: messenger RNA, 5796 nt
Organism: Leishmania major strain Friedlin
Lineage: Eukaryota; Euglenozoa; Kinetoplastea; Trypanosomatida; Trypanosomatidae
Exons: 1
Coding region: 1-5796 (1931 amino acids)
Biological process (GO): mRNA 3'-end processing
Cellular component (GO): RNA polymerase II, holoenzyme
Molecular function (GO): RNA polymerase II complex binding
Source: RefSeq, a predicted model, not a curated record